AUGUCGUUCUCUAACAGCAGCGGAGGAACACUCACUGUUCCCAGCCCAACACAUGUCCACCAUGUGGACGUGCUUGCCUCCUCUGUGAGGGGCCUGAGAAGGUCACUCUCCAGAUCGCCCUCCAAGUUCAGCCUGGCGCGCACCAACUCUCUUGAGAGCACCGAUAGCUCUCACAGCGGAUCCCACACACCAGUCCAGCAGCAAUCGCCAUGCCGACGAUACACACCAACACCAACACCACCUAGUAGCAGUGGCAGCAACAGUGGCAUCAGCGGCCUGCAGGACCAGCAACCCCUCAGCUUUACCCCAGCUGGCCUUCCUCCCUCCAUGCUGACCUCUACUACGCCCUUGAGCUCGCCCCCAAGCCUGGCCACGCCAUUCCGCCCCAGCGUCCGCCUCUCUCUGCGCUCUGCAAAGUCAUCCAAGGUGACGGGCAGCCCUUCGCGGCCAGUAACUCGACUUCGAACUUCGCCCAAGUCACCUCUCAAGCGCGCUCUGAACGCUACCUCUGACUCGGGAAAUUCUACUCCUUCUUGCCCCUCGUCUGCUUCAAGCUCCGAAAGCCCCGGCCAGGAAAACAACGGCCAGGUCAGCCCGCUGUCCAGAUCGAACUUUCAAAAAUCAUCACGCCACAGUUUCCAUCUUGACGGCACCGGUCACGCUCAGCAAGCGAGUAUUUUCAGGUCGAUCGAAGGCCAGGGUGAGUCGCAGGCAGUCCCGGGAUCAGGCGCACUGAAGCGCAGCGACGCCAUCAUGAAUCUCGACCAGGCCUCGCUUGGCAGCCCGGUCGCGAAGCGCCGCAGUUUGCACGGAAUUUCAAGUUUUGGCCAGACCACACCUGAUUUCAACAUUUUUGACAACAGCGCGAAUACCAACAACAGCAACAGCGGCACACCGGGCAAGACGAAUUUUGACAUUCACGACGAAGCCAACCGCGAGUACGAGCUCUUUGGAUCAUCCGGCUCUUCUUCAAACCGGGACCCUCUCCCUUCACCGACCCCGCCUCCCCAGGCCCCGCGCCGGACUGGAUCACUGCGCAAGUCCACCCUCCAGCAAAGACAACACGACCGGAGUUCUUGGGGACGUCGGUCAGGUGCAAACCACCUGGCACAGAUGAGCGGAGACUUUUCAACGCCCAACAGCAAGAACAGACCGCGCUUGUCAAUGGAUCAGUUCCUUCCCCCUCAAGCUCCCCGCGACAGCCCGUUCUCAUCGAACCCACCGUUGCCCAACCCUUCCGCUCACCCAAUUGAGCGCUCAUCACACCAGCCUCACCCGCUGUCUAAGACGCUGGUCACUUCAACAUCGGGAAACAGCCUGGAGGAGCAGAAUAACAGCAUGCCUCCUCCGUCGCUCUUCGAGAAGCCCCGCGCUCCCAUCAAUUUCGCAAAGUCGAUGCCUUAUGGCUCUUCUCGGCCCUCCUUCAUGCAAGAGGACAACAACGAGAAUGUCACUCCCUUCAAGGCGGCCAAGCCUUGGGCUGGAGCCUUCAUGUCUACGGGCCUUGUCUCUAAGGUCAACCGCAACCCCGAGGAGUUCGACAACAAGCUAACCAUGCCCGACACUCCCUGCAAGAAGCCCACCAACGGCUUUGCCACCUUCCCACCACCGCCUGGCAGUGUGAUGAAGAAGAACAACCGCUACUCGUUCGGUGGUAUGCCAUCAACCCCUUUCAACGCACCGGGAGCUCCAUCAUCUCGCAGCACAUUCGGCAACCCAGGAAAGGGCCUUGGCAUCUUCCAGCGCAUGGGAUCGCGCCAUGCCCGCCGAGGCAGUGUCUUGAGUUUGGACGAUGAUAAGAAAUUCUCCCUUGACACCAACUUCAACGUCGACCUCGCAACUGCUACUACUGACGCCCCCCCGACACCCACGAAGCAGGGUCUCACCCCUAGCUUGAGCAACCUGAGUGAGCAGAGCAUCGAGAGCCCCAGCGCUAAGAGAUCGCUGCCCUUUUCCGCCGUUCGGCCAAUGAUCUCUAGAGAAUCUACUGCUAGCCCAGUUGAACAGCGCUCUCCUCGAACCCCCUCUACGCACAUGGUCAUUCCUGACGCCAGCUGCCUCUCGAUUUCUAACCCACCUGAGCCGAGGAGCGUAGCUGCUCCAUCCACCCCCUCUGGACGCGAUUCCUUCCAGAGCACCACGACUCAGCUCAUGACCCCAGUCAAUGUCCGCGGCGGUGCUGAUGUUGAUGACUCUCUCUACUCUCGCUUCGACAAGGUUGAGAUGGUUGGCAAGGGUGAAUUCUCCUCCGUCUACCGGGUGGUGAAGUCUGGCUACUCUCGCGCUUCCUUCCUCUCCGUGUUUAGUGGAACACCCACGAAGAACUCUCGCGAAAGCCCUGAGCCCGACCGCAUCUACGCUGUCAAGAAGGCUCGCCGUCCGUUCACGGGGCCCAAGGAUCGCCUAGCCAAGCUGAGAGAGGUCCAAGCGCUUCAGGCCUUGACUCACGCUGACCAUGUGCUUCACUAUGUCGACAGCUGGGAGGCCAACCAGUACCUGUACAUCCAGACCGAGUUCUGUGAUGAGGGCACGCUGGACAAGUUCCUGAGCAAUGUCGGCCGCAAGGGCAGACUGGAUGAUUUCCGUAUCUGGAAGGUCAUCCAUGACAUUGGCCUGGGUCUGCAAAGCAUUCACGAGGCUGGGUUCAUUCACCUCGAUUUGAAGCCCGCUAACAUUCUCAUUACCUUUGAGGGCAUCCUCAAGAUUGGUGACUUCGGCCUGGCCACCGAGUGGCCUGCUGCUAAGGGCGUCGAUGCCGAGGGUGACAGAGAGUACAUCGGCCCCGAGAUCCUCCGUGGCGAAUUCAACAAACCCGCGGACAUCUUCUCUCUCGGACUCAUCACUAUCGAAAUGGCUGCGAACGUUGUCCUUCCUGACAAUGGCCCUACCUGGAUCGCCCUGCGUUCUGGUGACCUUUCGGAAGUCCCUAGCCUGACCUUCAGUGCCACCACCACGACUAGUGCUCAACGCGACGCGGCUGGAGUGCCGACCAUGCAGUCCUUCGAUGACCCCCUUCUGGCUCAAACCAGCGCUCCCGACAUCAGCCUUCACUCUGGAAUUGCCCCUACCAGAGUCAACGUCGUGAUGGAUGAUUCAAGCAGCCCCUUCAUCACCCGCAAGCGCACUGAGCUGAGGUCGCCCCCCGAUUUCAUGAGCGACCCUUUUCACCCCAGCUCACUCGACCAGAUUGUCCGUUGGAUGAUUCGACCUGAACCGAGUGAGCGACCUACUAUCCAGCAGCUGCUGUCGACUCCUGCGAUGACCUGGGUCGCGGAUCGUCGCAGAUCAGCUGCAACCGUCUUUGAGGGCGUGUGGGGACCUAGCGAGUCCACCUCACUUCCCACUCUGAUUGACGAAGCCUUGAUCGAUGAGACGAUCGAGGACGCCGUCAUUGACGAAGACACUGAAAUGAUGGACGUUUAA
Colletotrichum chrysophilum is the source of this 3423-nucleotide messenger RNA. RefSeq lists its product as uncharacterized. Gene Ontology annotation, molecular function: protein kinase activity; ATP binding. The record is from RefSeq and is a predicted model, not a curated record. The coding region runs from base 1 to 3423 and encodes 1140 amino acids. The transcript has 3 exons. NCBI's taxonomy places the organism in Eukaryota, Fungi, Ascomycota, Sordariomycetes, Glomerellales, Glomerellaceae. Gene Ontology annotation, biological process: protein phosphorylation.